This is a messenger RNA of Cryptosporidium muris RN66, 2025 nucleotides long. Its product is annotated as poly(A) polymerase family protein. Gene Ontology annotation, biological process: tRNA 3'-terminal CCA addition. Lineage: Eukaryota; Apicomplexa; Conoidasida; Eucoccidiorida; Cryptosporidiidae. The transcript has a single exon. The coding region runs from base 1 to 2025 and encodes 674 amino acids. The record is from RefSeq and is a predicted model, not a curated record. Gene Ontology annotation, molecular function: RNA binding; ATP:3'-cytidine-cytidine-tRNA adenylyltransferase activity.
AUGUCUCUAAAAUAUGAAAAGAGGUCUCAUUUAGCUUUUGAAUACGAAUUACCAAAGCAAAAAAAACGAAAGAGAUAUUUUACAGCUGGAGACAAUUUUGUAUUUAUUUCAAAGCUUAGUGAUAAUAGAUACGAAUUUAAACUUUGUGAUACAUUUAAGUCACUAAACUCUAAUGAGAUCAAACUAGAAUUAACAGAAGAAGAACAAGAUUUGUUUAAUCUUCUCAAUGAAUUUGUAUAUUCAACAUCAAUCAAUACAAUUAUGCGAGUAGCUGGUGGAUGGGUUAGAGAUAAGCUAUUGAAUAAACUGGAUAUUUUAAACAAUCUACAACAUGAUAACGGCAAUAUUCAAUCUAAGGAGAAUGCAAUUAUAGAACAUUCUAUUCCGAAAUUUGUCCCAGUUUCAUUAUCGAAGGAUAUUGAUAUUGCAAUAGAUAAUAUGAGUGGUAAAUCUUUUGCUGAGAAGUUUGAUACAUGGUUACAGCAGAAGUAUUCAUAUCCACGUAUUAGUAUUGGAAUUAUUGCAAAAGAUCCUGAUAAAAGCAAACAUCUAGAAACUGCAACAUUGAAAUAUGGAGAGUUUAGCCUUGAUAUUGUCAAUCUAAGAACAGAAACAUAUACUAAAGAUAGUAGAAUACCUAUAAUUAAGUGUGGGUUACCAGAAGAAGAUGCUUUACGUCGUGAUUUCACAAUAAAUAGCAUGUUUUACAACAUUAACAAUGGUAAAUUGGAAGAUUUCACAAAGAAAGGUUUAGAAGAUUUAUAUAAUCAAGUAAUUAGAACACCAUUAAAUCCUAUUCAGACCCUAUUAGAUGAUCCAUUAAGAGUCUUAAGAGCUUUUAGAUUUGCAGCUAGACUACACUUUAGACUAGAUAAUGAACUAUUAGAAGCCUGUAAUGAACCAGCAUUAAAUGAGGCAUUAGCUACCAAAGUAAGCCGUGAGCGCAUAGGGGCUGAAGUACAUGAAAUGGUAACUAAUUUAUCUAUUGGGAAUCCUGCAAUUGGAUUAAGAAUGAUCACAAACUCAGGAUUAGCUGAUUCUGUAUUUAAAUUACCAAAUACUAAAAUUUUUCACUAUAAUGAUAAAAGUAUAUGCGUAAUUCCUCCUAAGAAGUGGUAUGAAUUAGGUCCUUUCGUUGUAGAAAUUUGUCACAGACUAAUUGAACUUUCAGAAUUGAAGGAUGCAUUUAAAAGUAUAUUAGUUUUUGAUAAAUGUGAGAACUGGGUAAUAACCACAUAUGGAGCUUUUUGCCUACCCUUAGCAGAAUACAGAUGCAUAUCAUCUAAAGAUAAAGAAACAACACUUGUUAAGAUGAUUUUAACUGAUUCAUUAAAGCUUCCUAAUAGGAUUUCAGAUGCAGUUUCUACUUUACUUGAAUCUCUUUUUAGUACUUUGCCUCUGAUACUAAACUUUUCCAAUCAAAUACCUACAAAAGAAGCUUUUCUUCAAAGUAAAGAAACAUUGAUAAACUCAAGUAUGGACCAAAAAAUUAGCUAUAGUAGAGGAAUGGAAGACUCUAACCAGAAAGAAAACUCUCCUUAUUUACUUGAUAAUAUUUAUAAGAAAAUUCCACUUUGGUCAUGCUAUCAGAGAUAUAUUAAACAAUUACUGAAUGGAUCUCAGCGUCGUAGAGUUGAACUUGGUUUAUUUGUUCUACAUACAGGUAAAUUUUGGUUAGAGACUCUGUUUAUUGCUUUAGCAAAUGAUUUAGUUCAAGAUAAAUUCACUUCAAAUUAUGAUAAUACUCACAAGAUUUGGACAGAUGCAGAACUUACAAAAACUUUUGAAAAAAAUCACUUCACUCUUCUAAUGCAUGAAAUAUUUGAGUUAGAUCUUCAAAAUGUAUGGAAUAUGAAUUCUUUAAUAAAUGGAGAAAUUUUAAUGAGUAUCUUGCCAAAGAUACCAAAAGGUCCCAUUUUUAGAGACAUUUUAGAUACUGCAAAAAUUUGGAGUUUAGCUUUCCCCAAUAAAUCCAGGUUUGAUUGUAAAUUAUUUCUCAAAACCUUAUUUAAGCAAUAUGUAUGA